AACUAGUAGAUUUUAGUAUGCCGUCGCCUUUGAGUUGAAACUUGUCGACUGCUGCGCUAACUCCGAUUCAACAUGGCUGAUUAUUUUCAACUGUUAAGUGCGUUUGCCGUAGUGUUUCUGGCUUUAUAUUACUAUUUUACGUUGACCUUUGACUUCUGGAAGGAUCGUGGCGUGAAUGGACCGCAGCCAGUUCCUGUAUUUGGCAAUAUCAAAGACAUCAUCAUGGGAAAAUGCGCAUUAGGAACUUAUACAAUGAAACUUUAUAACGAGUACAAAAAUGAACCUAUGGUUGGAAUAUUUGUUAGAAGAUCACCCCAUCUUGUAUUGAUUGAUCUGGAUCGUAUUAAGGAUGUCUUAAUUAAGGACUUUUCGACGUUCAGCAAUCGAGCAACUCUCAUAUUCGAAAGGACCGAACCCUUAUCUGCACAUCUUUUCAACUUAGAAACAGAAAGAUGGCGACCAUUGAGAACAAGGCUCUCACCAGUAUUCACAUCUGGAAAAAUCAAGGAUAUGUUCCCUCUAAUACUCGAAUGCUCCAAUCAACUUAAAGAGUGUUUAGAAAAGAUAGUUGAAAAAGAUGGACUUUUGGAUUGUCGCGAAAUAGCAGCAAGAUUUACAACUGAUGUGAUAGGAAGCUGCGCUUUCGGAAUUAGUAUGAACGCGUUAUCAGAUGAAGAAAGUGAAUUUCGACGAAUGGGAAAACAGAUUUUUAAGAGCAACCUUGCGACGAUGUUAAAAGGUAGUUUUAAAGAAGCUAUGCCAGAGUUGUAUAAUACACUUGGCUUUGUACUACCGCAUACUGAAAUGACUAAAUUUUUAACGACGAUCGUCUCAGAAACGAUUAAGUAUAGAAAAGAGCAUAAUAUUGUCAGGCCGGAUUUUAUAAAUUUACUAAUAGACUUGAAGGACAAUCCACAUAAAUUGGAGAACAUCGAGUUAACGGACACUCUACUCGCCGCGCAAGCUUUCGUUUUCUUCGCAGCUGGCUUUGAAACUUCUUCAACUACAAUUGGACAUGCUCUGUAUGAAAUGGCUUUGAAUCAUGAUAUACAGGACAAACUACGACAAGAAAUAAAUGAAUUUUUUGCCAAAAAUAAAGGAAACUGGACGUACGACGACGUGAAAGGAAUGAGUUACUUGGACAAAGUAUUUAAAGAAACACUUAGGAAGUAUCCACCAGGUCUGCUUCUAAGAAGAAAAAGCAUCAACAACUAUACCUUCAGUGGUACGAAAGUAUCCAUUCCUAAGGAUACUGCUGUGCUCAUUCCAGUGUACGCCAUUCACAAAGAUCCUAACAUCUAUCCAGAUCCCGAGGUUUACGAUCCUGAAAGAUUUAACGAGGAUGCAGUAGCUGCGCGACACCCUAUGGCUUUCCUGCCUUUCGGCGAUGGACCAAGAAAUUGCAUUGGUGCACGUUUCGCAGUUUACCAGACUAAAAUUGGAUUAAUACAAAUGCUGAAAAAUUUCAAAGUCGACGUUUGUGAUGAAACACUAAUUCCAUACGUUCAGCAUCCGACGUCCCGAGUGUUUGCUCCAAUAAGGAGUAUUAUUUUGAAAAUAAGUAAAGUGUGAAGUUAAAUCGUGAAUACGUGAAUCUGUAUAACUGAAAUAUGCAAUAGUGUACAAUUUUUUAGUUUAGAAAUAAAUUAAGUGUUUGAAAAUA
Osmia lignaria (orchard mason bee) is the source of this 1663-nucleotide messenger RNA. RefSeq names its product cytochrome P450 6A1-like. Gene Ontology annotation, molecular function: iron ion binding; monooxygenase activity; oxidoreductase activity, acting on paired donors, with incorporation or reduction of molecular oxygen. Lineage: Eukaryota; Metazoa; Arthropoda; Insecta; Hymenoptera; Megachilidae. The record is from RefSeq and is a predicted model, not a curated record.